Messenger RNA from Sphaerulina musiva SO2202, 1527 nucleotides. RefSeq lists its product as uncharacterized. The record is from RefSeq and is a predicted model, not a curated record. NCBI's taxonomy places the organism in Eukaryota, Fungi, Ascomycota, Dothideomycetes, Mycosphaerellales, Mycosphaerellaceae. Bases 1 to 1527 code for a protein of 508 amino acids. The transcript is spliced from 3 exons.
AUGAACCAUCUCACGCAACUCGCAUACGCCCUCACGAACUUCAGCAUUCGCAGCAUCACCGACAGCGGUAGCAGCACUCUCAGCCCAGCACUGUCGCCCUCCGCAUCUCCAUCAACAGCCAUGGACCAUAAGACCUCGCAAGACCUGCUGUCGAGCGGCCGGCGUGUAACCCGGCAACAGGUCCGGCUGAUCAAGCAGUGCUUUCCGUUCUUGCGUUUGCCCGCUGAGCUGAGGGUUGUGGUCUACUCCUUCUCCAGUGACUUCGAGAAGCUGAACGAGUUUUUUGACAAGGCCUUCGCGAGGCUCAGUGCGAAACCCUCUUCACGUUCUCUGCUCUUUGCUCCACACAAGCGAACACCCAAUGUCUAUCUCAUCAACAAGCAGAUCUUUCGCGAAGCAUCCCAUUUGUUGCAGAGGCAAGGUGUUAGCUUCCACCAUGGCCUUCUUCGAUACAGCCUUUCAGAUGUCAUUUCACCUGCCAUCCUCCGCCAAGUCAGCUUCCUCGAGAUAACUGAUGUCGGCCAUCCGAUGAUCAAGGACGAGACCAUGGUCUAUAGCUGGGCGGGUUACAUGAAACUCCUAGAGCAGCUUGGAGAGCUGUUGUCGACAGGCCCGCACAAUCUCAAGAAGCUGAGUAUCAAGCUCGAUGACCGGCGUCUUGUCGAGCACAUGACUCUCUGCCACGAUACGGCCCACAAAUGCGGCUUUCGAGACCAGAUGUCAGAGGCAUUGACCGCUCUCGGCAAAGCACGCGGCAUCGACGAAGUGACGUUCCAUGGCUUGAACGUCAACGAGGCCGCGAAGCUCAAGAGAAUGCUCCAGCGCCCACUGGUCCCCUUCUUGAGCUUGCCACUGGAGCUUCGUCAGAUGAUCUACGAGCACACUGGAGACUGGUCUGACAGCUCAAUCAUACUUGGUCGCGCGGUUGCCCAGUGGACCGAUCAGGGUAUGCCUAAGAAGUUUCCCUUCCCCGGUAGGACCACGCCUACGGUCCUGUUGAUCAACAAACAGAUCAACGCCGAGGCGCUUGAAAUUCUUCAGAAGAAGCCUCUCAAUAUCGUGUAUCCCCAGGCAGAAUUCACCAAGGAGGUCCAUAUCCCCUCGAUUGUCGCCUUCCUCUCCAGCAAAUCGAUGCAGCAUGCCCAUACCAUCAGCAUUGACAUGCAGAGCUGGCAAUGGUCCGCUGAUCUCGAGCACCGUAUCAUUGGCAUCCUGGCAGCAAGCAAGAAACUCCAGCACUUGACCUUGAAAUUCCGUGACGUCCUGAAGAAAGACUUCCAGGCGUCUAACAAUCCCAGCUACCCCGAUCUGAAAGUCGCGAGCAGUCUGAAGACCCUGAGAAGCGUGCGUGGCUUGAAGACAGUCACAUUCGAGGGCGACUUGCCCGAUGUCUUCACUGCGCCACUGGUGCAAAUCAUGACCUCGCAGCCUGGUGUGAAGCUCCAGGAUCUCCCGAAGUUGAAGGCUCUCCUUCCAGACGGUGGUACCGAGGAUAUUGACGAACGCGACACACACACACCCCUCUGA